Molecule: messenger RNA, 10404 nt
Organism: Crotalus tigris (Tiger rattlesnake)
Lineage: Eukaryota; Metazoa; Chordata; Lepidosauria; Squamata; Viperidae
Gene: RREB1
Product: ras responsive element binding protein 1
Exons: 14
Coding region: 759-5738 (1659 amino acids)
Biological process (GO): regulation of transcription by RNA polymerase II
Cellular component (GO): nucleus
Molecular function (GO): RNA polymerase II cis-regulatory region sequence-specific DNA binding; DNA-binding transcription activator activity, RNA polymerase II-specific
Source: RefSeq, a predicted model, not a curated record
GCGGCUGAGAAGUGGGCAGGGGGGCGAGGACGGGGGCGCAUUCGAAGCGCAGCUGUAGAGCUGAAGGUCCAUAACUUUGUCCAUCUUCUUCCUUCGGGGAAGAGGAAGAAGGGAACUUAUCGUAGAGUUGAUGAACUUUGCACAUCCAUAGAAACGCCAUUUUGAAUUUGAUUCCUCUCUCUCUCUCUCUCUUCCCCCCCCCCUUCUCCCUCCGGAACAAACUUCGUUUUUCUCUCUUCGCCGUCUCCCUCUCUUUUUCCUUCCACCUAUUUUCUCCCCUCCCUCCAUUGUUAUUAUUUUUUUAAAAAAACGAACCCACCACUCGAUCGCACCAUCGCCAGUCCAGCUUUCCAUCAUGGCUCGACCCAAGCAGCCCAGUUUGGAGCAAGUCAAACUAGACUGCUGGUACUGGAAAAAAAAUUCCACUUGUGAUCUUGCAGAAGAUUUCUGAAGGGCUCUGUAUGGACCUGCUAGGGAAGGUUACCCACUCCAGCCCCAGAAGAAAGUUAGGACAGAAGUCUUUGGUGAAGCUAUCUCCCAAAUAUGAAGUGCUUUUCUGAAGAGCAGUUUGAAGUUUAGAAAGGGCAGUUUUUGUACUAAUCUUCCAUUUGUGCUGACAUCAUCAGGACUCAGUUUACACCAGCAACUCAGAAUUCACAUUUUAAAGAGAACAUACUCCAAAUCUUAAGCAGUUGUACAGCAGCACCAAGAUUCUCAACUGUUUUGAAGGUGUGGAUUUGCCCUCUCUUGACACAGCAAUGGCAGCAGUUAUGAGCUUAGGAAAGAUAGCUGAAAAUGGCAGUAUGGCAUCUCAAAAUGUCAAGUCCCCAUCAAAAUCUCUUACUCCUACUCGGAUUGGCAGAAGAAACCAGGAAACAAAAGAUGACAAGUCUUCCUAUACCUGCCCUCUGUGUGAAAAGAUUUGCACUACCCAACACCAGCUGACUAUGCAUAUUCGUCAGCAUAACACUGACACUGGAGGAACAGACCAUUCCUGCAGCAUCUGUGGAAAGUCUCUGAGCUCUGCAAGCUCCCUCGAUCGCCACAUGCUAGUGCAUUCUGGGGAGAGGCCUUAUAAAUGCUCAGUAUGUGAUCAAUCGUUCACCACCAAUGGAAACAUGCACAGACAUAUGAAAAUCCAUGAGAAGGAUGCAACUGGCGCUACAAGCACAACUCCUGCCUCUCCAUUGAAACGCAGGCGCUUGUCCACCAAACGAAAAUUCAGUCAUGAGGCUGAGGCCGACAAGGAAGAGCAGAGUCCAGCAAAAAAGGUUGUGGAGGAACCACAAAAUGGUGAAACUGAAAAAAGGGCUGAUGAAAUUUAUCGAUGUCCAGUGUGUUUCAAAGAAUUCUCUUGCAAGUAUGGGCUAGAAACCCACAUGGAAGUACAUCCAGAUACCUCACUGAGGUGUGAUGUCUGCUGUAUUACCUUUCGCACACACCGGGGGUUGUUGCGGCAUAAUGCAGUUAUUCAUAAACAACUUCCAAAGGACUCAACUGGAAAGCCUUAUAUUCAGAACAACCCUUCGAUUCCUGCCGGCUUCUAUGAUUUGGGCUUCACAGACUUUUCUUGUAGGAAAUUUCCUCGCAUUUCUCAGGUUUGGUGUGAGACGAACCUGCGGAGAUGCACCAGUGAUUAUCAUCGCUAUAUCUGUGAGGUAUGCAACAAGGCAUUCCCAAUGCUCUCAGCACUCAAGCUGCACAAAGACACCCAUGCCACUGAUCAUGAAAGAAACGUGCGCAACCUGCAGUCAGAGGACGCAGACCUAAAAGCUUACAUGGCAUCCUUGGGGCUGCAGCAUACCAAAGACAUUGAAUCUGUCAAGCAGGAGGCGCUCGUGCCAGAUGAUGAGGUCCAAGAAAUGCAGCUACGAACACUGAAAUGUAACCUACCUCAGGAACCAGGAAGCGAUAACCAGUUGAACAUAUCCCCUCUGGAGGCUGCUUCUGUGGGAGGCCCCUUUUCAGUCCUUCCCCCUACAAAAGAAAAUAUGAAGCUACUCUCACUACAGCCUUUCCAGAAAGGCUUCAUAAUCCAGCCUGACAAUAGCAUUGUUGUUAAACCCAUUUCGGGUGAAUUAGCAGAUAUCCAGCAGAUCCUAAAGAUGGCUUCCUCAGCGACUCCACAGAUCAGCCUUCCACCACUGCCUAAGGCAUCGCAUAUCCCCAUCCCAUCCAUAUUCAAACAUAUGCCUCCACUGAAGCCAAAGCCAUUGGUAGCCCCCAGGACGGUUGUAGCAAGUUCAACACCACCUCCAUUGGUCAACACUCAGCAGGCUUCUCCAGGAUGCAUCAGCCCAAGCCUUCCUCCAGUACCACCCAAAAUGGUCAAAACCUCUGACCAAGAAUCAACUGCAGAUUCUUCUGUCACACACAGUAAAUCCAGAACAAACUCCAGCCCUUCUCCCCAGGCUAAGCCAGAAUCUUUGGGUCAACAUGAAAUGAAAACUCAGCUGGAGCAAGACAGCAUCAUAGAAGCCCUUUUGCCUUUGACAAUGGAGACAAAAAUAAAACAAGAGGUGACCGAGCGGGACUUCAAGGCCAUCAUGAUUGGAACCGCAAACAAGAAGACCCCAGCUAUGAGGAAAGUUUUGUAUCCGUGCCGUUUUUGUGAGCAGGUGUUCCCCUUCUCUGGAGUCUUAAGAGCUCAUAUCCGUUCUCACUUGGGCAUCUCCCCUUAUCAGUGUAACAUCUGUGACUACAUUGCAGCCGACAAGGCAGCACUGAUCCGGCACUUGAGGACGCACAGUGGGGAGAGGCCAUACAUCUGCAAGAUCUGCCACUACCCUUUCACAGUGAAAGCCAACUGUGAAAGGCACCUGCGCAAGAAACACCUCAAAACAACCAGAAAGGACAUAGAGAAGAAUAUUGAGUACGUGGCCAGCAAUGCAGCUGAGAUGGUAGAUGCUUUCUGCUCCCCAGACACAGUGUGCAAAUUCUGUGGGGAGGACCUUAAGCAUUAUCGUGCCCUCCGUGUCCACAUGAGGACACACAGCAGCUGCCAAAAGAAGAAGCCAUUUGAAUGUAAGGAGUGCGGCACGGCCUUCUCAGCCAAGCGGAACUGCAUUCAUCAUAUCCUCAAGCAGCAUUUGGACAUCCAGGAACGGGAGAUAGAGAGCUAUGUGCUGGCCGUGGACUGCACUCCUCCAGAAAGCCAGCCUGACCCUGUGUUACUGGAAGAAAGCACUUAUCUGGAUUGCAAAUCUGUGUCACCUUUCCUGGAAUCGCAGAAUGGCUUUUUAAGGGGGGCUCCCGCUCAUGCAUCGAUCAAACUUGAAACUGCAAAUAACUUCCCAAUGGAUUUUGAUGAGCCUUUAGAUUUCUCGCAAAAGAACAAAAACCUGAAUUCUGUACUGGUCAAGCAAGAGAACCCGUUUGGGUCCUCUCUCUACGACAGCUCCAUGGAGCCCAUUGAUCUAUCAAUUCCCAAGGCUCCAAAAAAGGACAGUGAUGAUAGUAGCAUGAGUGAAGAUAAGAAGCAAGAGCUCCAUGACGAGAAACUCCAGGACUGUCAACUGUCUCCUCCAGCUAACGGCAAUCUGGAAAACACAGCUCUCAGACAUUCCCAACCACUGAAGGGACCACUUCAUUUGACCGUCCCAAUAAUUUCUCCAGGUGUCUUGGGGAACUCGGUUUUGUUGAGGCCUUUGAGGCCCAAACCACCGCUUCUCUUGCCAAAACCUCACGCAACGAAAGAGCUGCCACCCCUUGCUUCCAUUGCACAGAUUAUUUCAUCUGUGGCUUCUGCGCCUGCUUUACUCAAAGCAGAAGGCGCAGACUCUGUCCCCAAGGUAGCCAUUGGCAGCUCCACCAGCUCUGAAAAGUUAGGAAAUCCCAGUCCUAAAACAACUACCCUAGCCACUGUCCAGACGGAUACCAACACCCCCAGUGACCUAACGAAGAGCACCAGCAGUCCAACGGGGUCCCAGAAAUCCUCCACGUCUGGAUCAGUAAAGAAAAGAGGCAGAAAGAAAGGCACAAAAAACAAGCCAAAAGCAAGCAGCGGUCUGGACUUGGAAUCAAGUGGGGAGUUUGCCAGCAUAGAGAAAAUGCUGGCAACCACAGACACCAAUAAAUUUAGCACAUUUCUACAAUCAACUGCAGACUUUAAAGAAGCGGCUGAUAAAAACGGAGCUAGCGAGGAAGAGAGAGAGGCUGUUGAAGACAAACUCCUCCUGCGUGGAAAGCGAAAUGCCUAUUCAAAUUGCAUUCAGAAAAUCAAGUGCCCCCACUGCCCUAGAGUUUUCCCCUGGGCAAGUUCUUUGCAGCGGCACAUGCUCACUCAUACAGGUCAGAAGCCCUUCCCUUGUCAAAAAUGUGAUGCCUUCUUUUCUACCAAAUCUAACUGUGAACGCCACCUCUUACGCAAACACGGAGUUGCCAACUACUGUCUGAGAAGAAACGGGCUUAUCCCCCAGUCUAAAGAAAGUGAUGCUGGAGCUCAUGAUAGCACAGAUAGUCAGUCUGAUCAAGAAAAUACAAGUGCGGGAAAUGAAGCACUCGACUUGACGUCUGGGGAGAGAGAGCACCUAGAGCAAGCUGCCGAGUUUCUAGAAGAGCCGGAGUGCAGUCCCAAAGAAAAGGAGAAGAUGGAUUCAUCCCAAGGAGAGGAGGCUGCACGAGCGAAACUGAGUGAGGGAGAAGAUGAGCCAGAAGAAGAUUCGGUCAGCAAUAAAAGCCUGGACCUCAAUUUUGCUAGCAAGUUCAUGGAAUUCAAGCUGGCUGAGAAUGAACAAAACACAGGCAACAGGGCUCAGUCUGAGAAUAAACACACCUGUGAAACAUGUGGGAAAUCCUUCAAAUUUGCUGGUACUCUUAGCCGGCACAAAAAAGCCCACGUACACGAUGACAGGAAAGACGAAAAGAGCAGUGAGGAUGAAAGUAAACCUGUUGAAGGUGCAGACCAAGCCCACGUCCCUGCCAUGCAAGAGGACCCACCUCUUGAACAGGAAGAGCCUGGAAAGGACAUUAAGGGUGUUGAGUCUCCCACAGACGGCGAGGCAACAGGAAGGGAAAAUGAGGAGAGUGAAAGCAUCUCUGAGGGAGAAAGCAUGGAAAGAAAAUCUUCUGAAAAAAGUGAUGAAGACCGGAAGCCAAAGCCUGAUGCGGGCACUAAGAGUGAAUCCAAAGCAGACAAAAGGAAGAAAGUCUGUACAGUGUGCAACAAGAGAUUUUGGUCUCUACAAGAUUUGACACGGCAUAUGAGAUCCCAUACAGGGGAGCGACCGUACAAAUGUCAAACCUGCGAACGGACCUUUACUUUGAAACACAGCCUGGUUCGUCAUCAGCGCAUCCAUCAGAAAGUAAAAAAUGCCAAGAAUCACGAGAAGGACAGCGAUAGGGAGGACACCCGUUCGCGAGGGGAAGAAGACAGCGAGAAUGAGUCUCUCCCCAGCAGCACAAACCCCAUCUCUGAAAACGAGGGCGAUGCCCUGGUGGGGCUUGGAAGCCAUUCUCCGGUGACCAGGAGCCGCAGAGAAAGCCUGGCCAAUGCCACCAAGGAUUAUGCUUGUAAGGAAGAUAAGCCAACUGGGAAAGCCUCUAGUCUAGGCCUCGCUGAGGCAAGCAAGAACAUGCAGAAAUCGACAGCGAAGGAGCCGGAGUCACGAGGAAAAGCCGAUCGUGGAAGCUCCCCUGACUUCAUUCAGGACUUGCUGGAGACCCAGAACAAGAAAUCCUCCAUGAGUCAUAUCCUCGCCUCUGCAGAGAACGCGCCUCAGCUCUUGGAAGUUGAAUGACAGCUAUGGCUUCCGCGGCACCUCUGCAACAUUGAUCCAGGACACAGGAACGAAGUUGUCAGGGCGAUAGCUUUCCUUUGCUGCUGAGUCAACCUGCUAUGGUGACCCAGGAGUGGGCAGUGGGCUGGUGGGAUCGGGGGGGGGGGGAAAGUAUGGCCGUCUGGAUUCAGUGCCAUAAGCCCUUCAGUAUAAAUAAUGCAAGAGACUACAAUUAUAUACUGGUCUGAGUGCCUUACUACUUUAUUAGGUCUUUUGGUAUCGUAGAUAUUUUUUAAAGCAAAUUAGAUGAUUUUUUUUUUAAAAAAAUAUUUUAAUUAUUUGGAGAGGACCUUUUUCAUUUAAGCAUUAAUGUUACUUUUUUUUUUUUUUAAAUCCGGGUGUGUGAGUUUGUUCUUGUAUAUCUGUGAUAGCCGCUUUUGUGUAUUCUCUGAGCUGGAAACAAGGGGGGGGGGUUCAGCGGUGCAAGGAAAGCCCUAAGAAACUGCAGCCAAUAACUGGAAGAAAUUUUAAGAAAUCCCAAGCAGAAGUAGUAGAUAUAAAUGGCUAAUUUGUUUUGGGUUUGUCUUUUCAGACCUUUUCUUUUUUUUUAAAUCACACGAGGGAGAGUUAAAGCAGUUCAACACAUUAACAUUAAUUAAGGUUUUGGAGCUUGGUUCAGGCUAAAAGCAGGAAGCCACAAUUACUGUUAUCUUCAUUAUUUCUUCUAUUUCUUCUCCUCCACUUCACAUGAUCAGUGAUGGCAUUCUAGCUACUGUCAUUUUGUAUAAAACCCUUUCCGACCAUUUGUGGACUUAAGAGAGCAUACAGAAAGGGUGGCAUAGUGACUUAAAAACCUAUGGAAAAUAUGCGCCCACUGUUUAUGUUUAUAUAUGUAUGUGUGUGUAUAUAUACACAUAUAUAUGCAUACAGUUUGUGUGUGUGUAUAUAUAUAUAUAUAUAUAAAUGUUUGAUUUGUGUUUCAAUAUAUUAUUGUUUUAAUAUUUUAUAAAAGUUGUUAGUUUGCUAAUCUCUGCAUUCUGCAGAAACCAAUGGACAAUAUUUGUCCACGGAGAUCUACACCACAGCUUGGAUUGCGUGCUUAGAUAUUUCUGCCUAAUCUCUCACUGACUUUCUUUUGGGGUUUCCCGCUCUUUUAAUAUGUAUUCAUUAAAAACCUCUUAGCAUCAAGUGGAAAACAGCGAAAGCCCCAUUCACGGAUCAAUCCAGGUGGACUUAGAAUAAAUUUACAUGGAGGGAAUAGAAAGAGUGAAUACUAAAGCAGUGAUCUUCUCCCAAUUCCUCUGGGUUCAUACUGAUGAUACAUAAGUAAGAACUGAAUGUCUGAUAAAUGAAUUUAGGAAAACAAGAGUCCUUACUGGAAUUGAAAGUUCAUGCCAGAGAGGGUUGUACCUAUAUCUUCUUUUCCCCACACACCCAAUUGAAUGCAUGUAGUGUAAGUUGCUACUGUGUGUCCACUUCUGUUUCCCAUCCAAUCAUACAGUUGCCUUCAAUUUCUUGUGAGCGAUUGUGUCAAACGAACCCCAGCAGAUAAGGGGGUUCAGUGUGAGCUAAUAAAAGGGAGAGGAGUCAAAUAAAUUAAUGGCAGGCUGGCAUGAAGAGUUGGAAGAAAGCUAUCCAGACUUCAUGUGAAAAGCAGUGCAAAUGCCGUGGCGUAAUUGGGAAUUGCAGUAGUUGCAUUUUUUAAAUUAAUAACUAAGCUGAUGUAGUCUUCCAGAAAUAAUAGAGAAAAGUGAAAACUUUUGAAGCCUUAAGUGAUCUUACUACCUUAAUGUGCUUUAAAGUAAGGAAAUAGUCUACUACUGGCAAUAAAGUUUCCAGAUGGACAAAAGUACUUUUUUCCCCAAGGUUUCUAGAGGCUUUUCCAAAUGUUUAACUCUGUUCUGAGUUGGGAAUGGACUAUACAUUCCUGUUGCUGGCAACAGGACCUAAUGCAAAUCCACCAGCGUUAAGGCUGAUCCACUGACUAGUUAAGCUGGUGUGUUAGGUUGUAAGGUUCAUUUCUUCUUUGAUGUGAGGCCCAUUUAUCUUGACAGGAAAAAAAAUAACUAAUUGCCCUCUCCGUGUAUGUGUGACUUGUGCAUAUGUGUGCAAAUAUGGCUGCAUCGCUACAUUCCUAUAUUUCAAUUUUAAAGAUACAAAUGCAGAAUUGGAUUUGGAAAAGACAGCUGACAAUUUCGCUUGUAGUUCUGUUACUACUAACGUGUGACCCGCACACUAUGUUGUUGCUGUUAUGUUGCUAGUUCUGUAUCCAGUGUGAAAAAAGCUCGUGUUUUAGGAUGACUAUCCUAAUUCUGUACCCUCAUCUUAAAGAUGGAGGAAAUUUACAAUUAUUUUCCAGUUCUACGUGGUUGUGAACCCAGUUCUCAAAGCGAUCUCUUUUUCUCUUCAAGGGCCUUUUGGCAAGAGACAAUAUGUCUCUCUGUGUGACAGAUCCUCUUUUUAUAAGUAACCAGAAACCAUGCAUAGGUGGGAGUCUGCUGAAGUAGUCCUUUGCCUGCGAUCCACAUACUCUGAUUCAGACUGAGUUGUGGGCCAGGAAUGACCAUUCACUUGGAAUACUUGUGGGACAUAUAUAUAUAUAAUAGGGCAAAGGCAUCGUAUUUCUGGGAUCUUUCUGUUAUUCUUUCACAUUGAACCUCUUUUGUUCAUAUUAUUUUUUUUCCUGCCCUCUUAAUUUAAAAUUGUUAAUCCAGGGUGGAAAAAAAACAGUGGAGUUCCAGAUUGACUGGCUUAUAAACACCCAAGCAUUCUUAACCAGUGGCUGUUGUAACUUGGAAUAUUAAUUUAAUUUGGAAAACCAAAUUUGGUCCACCUUGUCCUAAAGUGAUACUCUGUGCAAAUAGCAUUGAAAGCAAAUUAGAAACAAGUUGAUGUUACAUAGAAAUAAAGUAAUAUGUAGAUCCUGAAUUCUCGGUCAAAAUUGGGAGUAUUAUACCAACCUAUUUCAUAUUUAUUAUUUUUUAGAGAUUCAACUCAGAUUGCAGAGGAAGAGCAAGGAGAUCAUUUUGGGGCGAUAGUAUUUCAUAGAGAAUGUGAAGCACAGAUUUCAUUGUAUAAAACAGUUCUGAAACCAAUCCUCUGGAUUAUUAAAAAUAAAUACCAAUGGUUUCUUUCAGAAUAUAAAAUCAUUUGCUAAAUGAUGCUUUCCAUCAAAGUCAAUUUCAGCAUCCCUUAAUAUAAAUUGCUAUUAUAUUAUUAUUAUUAUUAUAAUUAUUAUUGUUAUUUGGGAAUAUUUUGUUAUUAAUUUGAGGGUUUUUUUUUGCAGCUCUCCACACUAAACUGCGCAAUAUUGUGGGGGAGAAGCCAUUAAUUAAAUCAGGAGUGUCAGAACUGCCCUCAGACUGAAUGGGUCAUUCUGCAGACCUGUUUAAUCUCUUGACCUUUGUUUGGGGAGGGUGUGAGUCUGACAGAUCUGAACAAAACUUUAUGCUGCAGAAAUAAUGUAGCAAAUAAUAUCCCAGCACCCUGCCGGGACAUCUGCUAGCAAUAAUCACUAUUGAUUUAAAGCUUUAUUUAGUCUUUAUGUAUAUCGUAGUAUAUAAAAUCUUGCCACAUUUUAUUGGUGUUUUUAUUAGUUGCAUUUGAUGGAAGAAGAAAAAAAUGUGUUCCCUUUUGUUGUUUCCCCUCCUCACAUUCACAAUCCCCCCUUAUAUUAAAACUGUGAACUUUAUAAUGUGUUUAAACAAUGGGUGAAUCUUAGGCUUAGUUUGCAUGUUGAGCUAGUUCAUUUCUCUGCAUCUUCCUGAUUUUUUUUUCCUUCUCCCUCCCCUUUCCUCUCUCAGGGCUUUUUAAAAAUCUGAAAAUCUCUUGUUGGACUUGUAAAGGAGCUAAUGGUGAAAAUUCAAUCACUACAAUAAGCACUUGACUGUGAAAGUAUAAAAAGAACCAAGAAUAAAAAUAGACCUAACAUGUGCAGCAAUAACAGCACUACUGAUGUAGAGCUAGCUCUCUUGAUGGUUUAAUUCCAGCUUCCCAAAUGAUUUUAGUAGUCGUUUUCUUUCUACAACCUGAUCCUCAGUUUUUCCAUCAACGCCAUAGACUCUGUCGGGAGUACCUUGCGUGUUGCUGUCUGCUGUGUUGGUCGGACGGUUGAAUUGUGAAAUAAUUGAGAGUAGAGCCGACACUGCCUUAAAUCCUCUGGUUUCUCAAAGCCAAAAAAGAUCCAGAAAGGAAGUAAGGGCAAUGAGCUUGCAUGAAGUAAUAAAUCCCUUACCUCUGUGUCCUUCAGCUCAAGGUGACACUAUCAUGGUUUUGAGGAGGUAACUUAUCCAUUGAGGAUUCUCCCUUCUGGUUAAUCAAGUUUGGUUAGUAUUGAUGGGGUGGGGUGGGGGGGAGUAUGUCUCUCUCUUCCCCAUUCUCUCUUCACUUAAGAUGGAUGUUUUAAUUCUAAAAGUGUUCAGCCCGUGCAAGAAGAUAAUUAGUGUGUACAAUUUAUAUAUAGAAAUAUAGAUAUAUAUAUAUUUUCGAAAGGGAACGUUUAAAAACUGCUGCUACAAGUUGUGUACAAGACUGAUUUAUGCCACAUGAACAGAGAAUCACACUAUUUCUUUGGGUACUUCUAUUCUUCUCAUUCAGUUGUAUGUUACUUCCAGAUUCAAAGUGAUGAAAAUAAUGCUGUUCUGUAUCAAACGAUCUACGCAAUAAAAGGUUAUAUUUAAAAAGAAAA